AUGACUUCUCAUGACAUCCAAAAAGAUAUUGUGACUGCGUGUAAGAUUGAAACAGUUAAGGCUAUAAUAGAGGAUAUAAAUAGUGACUACUUUGCUUUAUUGGUUGACGAAUCUAGAGACGUGUCACGCAAAGAGAAAAUGGCUAUUUUUCUAAGAUAUAUUGACAAAAUGAGGUUUGUGAUGGAGGCAUUUAUUGGACUUGUUCAUAUUAAAGAUACUAGUGCUUUAUCUCUAAAGAAAGCAAUUGUAGAUUUACUUGCUCACCAUUCUUUGACUUUAUCUAAUGUACGUGGACAAUGUUACGAUGGGGCAAGGAAUAUGCAAGAAACGGGUAGAAGGUUGAAUCAAGAAUUUGGUCUUGUUAAAGCCGGUGAUACUCGUUGGGGAUCUCACUACAAGUCAUUUGGAAACUUUAUUAGUAGCUUUGACUAUAUUGUUGAUGUACUUGAUACUCUUGUUGAAAAUAAAAAGGAGCAAGACAUUGCAAAUGCCAUGAUUUUUGUAAAGGUAGCAAAGACAAGGUUGCAAGCUUUAAGAGAUAAUGAAUGGUAUCCUCUCUUUAAAAAAAAUAUUGGAUGGGAUUCACUUAAAGAAAAGGUAGAAGCAUUUUUUAUCAAGAAUGACAUUUCAUUACCCAAUUUUGAUGAUCCAUAUGCUAAUUCUGGGAGAUCACGACGUAAAGUAGUUAUUUGUAACACUUUGCAUCAUUAUCGUGUGGAUGUGUUUUAUAAAAUCACUGAUUGGCAACUACAAGAACUUAAUGAUCGUUUCAAUGAGGUGACAAGUGAUUUUCUUAAUGGAGUAUCCUGCUUGAAUCCAAUUGAUUCAUUUUCUAGUUUUGACAUAAAGAAGAUAAUGAGAAUGACUGAAUUAUAUCCUGAUGAUUUUGAUGGGUCCAACAUGAGAGCUCUUGAGAAUCAACUUGUUAAUUACAUUAUUGAUGUUCGUGAUAUUAAUGAAAGGUUCUCCAAUUUGGGUGGACUUGGAGAACUUUCAAGAAAGUUGGUUGAGACAAACAAGCAUUUAACCUAUUCUCUUGUAUUUCUUUUAGUGAAGUUUGCUUUGCUUCUACCUGUUGCCACUGCUACAGUUCAAAAAGCUUUUUCGGUAAUGAAGAUUAUCAAGAAUGACUUGCGAAAUUGA
Messenger RNA from Solanum verrucosum, 1143 nucleotides. RefSeq lists its product as uncharacterized. NCBI's taxonomy places the organism in Eukaryota, Viridiplantae, Streptophyta, Magnoliopsida, Solanales, Solanaceae. The transcript has 3 exons. The record is from RefSeq and is a predicted model, not a curated record. Bases 1 to 1143 code for a protein of 380 amino acids.